Molecule: messenger RNA, 703 nt
Organism: Rhodofomes roseus
Lineage: Eukaryota; Fungi; Basidiomycota; Agaricomycetes; Polyporales; Fomitopsidaceae
Exons: 3
Coding region: 97-534 (145 amino acids)
Source: RefSeq, a predicted model, not a curated record
CGACGUCUGCAUGAAGAGGCGCAGAGCAUCAUUCACGAGGUUGAACACAUAGCGCUUCCGACUCAAAUUCUGCGCCAAGAGCUCGAAUACCCUGGAAUGAAGUCAGCAAUCUGUGUCUAUCCAAAGGCUCGCGCAUUGAUCGUGCUCGGUACCUACCAUACCAUCAUGGCAAUUCGGAGCCCAGAGGACGACCUCAUUGCCGCAGCAGAUCAUUUCACUCAAUCUUACCGAGUGACACGUCAGGAAGCCGAGCUACUCCCACAGGAUGACGAGUUACACGUCUGCUAUUUAGAUAUUGCACUCCAAAGACUGCGAAUGGUGUGUCUGGGUCAUAUCAAGGAUGCCCUCCAAAUCUUGGAACAGAUGCGGAUUUCUCUGCCACAAGCGAUGAAGAUAUAUCAUAUGGGAGCUUUCGCUUACGCAGCCUCAGAGCGAUUCGGUGAGAAUAACCUGGAAGGAGACGAUAGAGGAGCACCUGCGGUUCGAGCGGAAGAUUCGAGCGGACAUAGCGCGCGGGGUGAUCACUCCGUUUGACCUCGUAUCACUGGCAGAAUCAGGCCGUUAUUUGCCAGUGUCAAUAUUGCGAUGAAGGGCAGCUCGCGUACUACUCCUCCAUGCUUGUACAGUAGUCAGCUUGUCACUCUCGAAUGUAUAUGCCAACCGACCGUUGCAUAUCACAGCAGUGGUACAACUUUAAGUACUA